This is a messenger RNA of Brassica oleracea var. oleracea, 1214 nucleotides long. RefSeq lists its product as uncharacterized. Bases 93 to 1103 code for a protein of 336 amino acids. The record is from RefSeq and is a predicted model, not a curated record. NCBI's taxonomy places the organism in Eukaryota, Viridiplantae, Streptophyta, Magnoliopsida, Brassicales, Brassicaceae. The transcript has 5 exons. Gene Ontology annotation, molecular function: phosphatidylglycerophosphatase activity.
GCUUCUUCUCGUUUUCGAUAAACAACUCACAACUACUUUUUGGUCAAUAAAACUUGAAAAAAAAAGAAAAGAAUAUUAUAAAGAAGGGUGAGAUGCAGACCCCAUCGAUGGCUGCCUCCACUACUUUCUACUACCCGAUCCCCAAAAGCUUCCUUCUUUCUCCCCCUUCCCGUUACAAACGAAACCCUAAUAAUCUCAUCUCUUGCUCCGCCAAACCCACCUCUUCUCUGCAAACGACAAACCAUCGAAUCCAAAAGCAGAACCUUCCUCUACCACCCACUUUCGAAGAUUCCUUUCUCCUCUACCAAUUCAGCUCCCCAACAGAAGACCCAGGAUUCUCUAACCGGAUCUCUGACGGAGAACCGAUCGAAUUAGUUAUCCGCGGCGUAGAAGACGACAAUAAAAACUUGGUAAUUUCGUCGAACAUGUGGUGGGCAGAUCUGAAAGCGGCUCUUGGGCAACGAAUCAACGUAGAGGGCAUCGUCUCUUCCGUCGCCGUAAUCGUAAAAGACCGUCAUUUGGUUCUUCCCCAUGUUUCCGUCAGAGAUUUACGCUACAUUGAUUGGGGAGAGCUGAAGAAAAGGGGGUUCAAGGGUGUAGUCUUCGAUAAAGAUAACACACUUACUGCUCCUUACUCUCUAGCGAUCUGGCCACCACUCAGGCCUUCGAUUGAGCAGUGUAAGGCCGUGUUCGGACAUGACAUCGCCGUGUUUAGCAACUCAGCAGGGCUUACGGAAUAUGAUCAUGAUGAUUCGAAAGCUAAAGCAUUGGAGGCUGAAACAGGGAUUAGAGUGUUGAGACAUAGGACAAAGAAGCCUGCGGGGACUGCUGAAGAAGUUGAGAAACACUUUGGUUGCGCAUCUUCAGAGCUAAUCAUGGUGGGUGAUCGACCUUUUACAGAUAUCGUUUAUGGGAACAGAAACGGGUUUCUAACCGUGUUAACUGAACCGUUGAGUCGAGCUGAGGAACCUUUCAUUGUUAGGCAGGUGAGGAGAUUAGAGUUGGCCUUGUUGAAACGUUGGUUGAGAAAAGGUUUGAAGCCUGUGGAUCACAUUUUGGUAUCAGAUGUAACUCCAUUUGUUAAGGAUCUUUCAGAUUUGUAAGAUGGAUUCUCAGUUUGCUCAAGCAACAACUCUGUUCCUUGUUUUUUUUUUGGUGUAAUGGAAAUUUUGACUUUUGGCCAAGUGAGAAAUGGUAAUUCAAAGUUUGGGAUC